UGCUCUCACAUGUGCGCCUCAUCAUCACCGCGUCCAGUGUUGAACGCGUGUAAUGGGAAGCACUACCUCCCUCCUUCAUGCGUAAAUUAUGUAGGGCAGGACGGGAAUGCUUUGCUACCUCCAUUUGAGAAAACCCGGCCGGUGAAUGAGAGAGAAGGCGAAAAAAUAAUCACAAAAAAAAGCCUCGUCUUCAAGCAGCGUUUGACAGAGGCGGAGUAGCGCAUCACGACUUGCCUAUUGUGAAGCCAAGGAGAAGAAAAGAUGGACAUCACGGAUCAAGGAGCUCAAAUGGAGCCGCUCUUACCAACGGAACAAAGUUCCCAAGAAAAUAAAGAUGUGAGAACCGAUGAGGAGGCAGUGGUGGACCGUGGGGGCACGCGCUCCAUGCUCAACACCAACUUUGAGAAGGAAGAACUAGAAGGUCACCGCACUCUCUACAUCGGGGUUCAUGUACCCCUGGGUAGGAGGUCGCACCGACGUCACCGUCACCAUGGACACAGACACAGGAAGAGGUCCAAGGAGAGGGACUCUACGGCUGACGAUGGACGAGAAUCCCCCUCACACACAGACACUCCAGCUCAGAGGGUGCAGUUUCUCUUGGGGACAGAGGAUGGCGAUGAGGAACACAUCCCCCACGCCCUUUUCACCGAGCUAGAUGAAAUCUGUCUCAGGGAGGGUGAGGACGCCGAAUGGAAAGAGACAGCCAGGUGGCUUAAGUUUGAGGAGGAUGUUGAGGAUGGUGGUGAGCGGUGGAGUAAACCAUACGUAGCCACCCUGUCUCUACACAGUCUUUUCGAGCUUCGCAGCUGCAUCAUGAACGGAACCGUGAUGCUGGACAUGAGGGCCAACUCACUGGAGGAGAUUGCAGACAUGGUUCUGGAUCAGCACGAGGUGUCGGGCCCUGUAGGUCAGGAUGCCAGGAGGAGGAUCCGCGAGGCCCUGCUCAAACAGCACCACCACCAAAACCACAAGAAACUGGCCAACCGCAUCCCCAUUGUACGCUCCUUUGCUGAUAUUGGCAAAAAGCAGUCUGAGCCUCAUUCCAUGGAUAAGAAUGGCCAAACGGUCUCACCUCAGUCCCAGCCGGCUAACAACGAGGGCAAACAGGACGUCAGCCGAGAAAACAGUGCUGUCGACUUCAGCAAGAUCGACCUCCACUUCAUGAAGAAGAUCCCUCCUGGUGCUGAGGCUUCUAACGUCCUGGUGGGGGAGCUGGAAUUCUUAGACCGUCCUGUGGUGGCGUUUGUCCGCCUGGCUCCUGCUGUGCUGCUCAACGGCCUGGCUGAGGUUCCCAUCACCACCAGGUUUCUUUUCAUCUUGCUUGGCCCUCUGGGAAAAGGUCCACAGUAUCAUGAAAUUGGCCGGUCUAUUGCUACCCUGAUGACUGAUGAGAUUUUCCAUGAUGUUGCUUACAAAGCCAAAGACAGGAAUGACCUGGUGGCAGGCAUUGAUGAGUUUCUGGACCAGGUGACGGUGUUACCCCCUGGAGAGUGGGACCCCUCCAUCAGAAUAGAGCCUCCCAAAAAUGUGCCCUCUCAGGAGAAGCGGAAGAUUCCUCCUGUUCCCAAUGGAGUGACAGAUCUUGGAGAGUCAGAGGAACACGGAGGGCACGGCGGCCCUGAGCUCCAGCGCACUGGGAGAUUAUUUGGCGGGUUUGUCAUGGACAUCAAGCGAAAGGCUCCUCACUACCUUUCCGACUACACAGAUGCCAUCAGUCUGCAGUGUCUGGCCUCUUUCCUCUUCCUCUACUGCGCCUGCAUGUCACCUGUCAUCACCUUUGGAGGACUCCUGGGGGAGGCCACAGAGGGACGCGUGAGUGCUAUUGAGUCCCUGUUUGGGGCUUCCAUGACUGGAAUAGCCUACUCUCUGUUUGCUGGUCAGCCUCUCACCAUCCUGGGCAGCACAGGGCCUGUUCUUGUCUUUGAGAAGAUCCUCUUCAAGUUCUGCAAGGAAUAUGGCCUCUCCUACCUCUCCCUGAGGGCCUGUAUUGGCCUGUGGACAGCCUUCUUCUGUCUGCUGCUGGUGGCCACUGAUGCCAGCUCACUUGUCUGUUACAUCACACGCUUCACUGAGGAAGCGUUUGCUGCACUGAUCUGCAUCAUCUUCAUCUAUGAGGCCCUGGAGAAGCUGCUCCACUUGGGCGUGCAUUACCCCAUCAAUAAAAACAACAACCUUCAGAAACUCACACAGUACUCGUGUGCUUGUGUGGAGCCCACGUACCCCAGCAAUGAGACUCUGCGCUUCUGGGAGGAGAGGAACAUCACUGCCUCGCAAGUCAACUGGACCAUGUUGGAGGUCAAGGAGUGCGAGAUGUUGCACGGGGAGUUUGAAGGCACUGCGUGCGGUCCCCACGGCCCCUACAUCCCCGACGUCCUCUUCUGGUGCGUCGUCCUCUUCUUCUCCACCGUCUUCAUGUCCGCCUUCCUCAAGGAGUUCAAGACGAGCCGCUACUUCCCCACCAAGGUGCGCGCCAUCAUCAGUGACUUUGCCGUCUUCAUCACCAUCCUCACUAUGGUUUUAGUAGAUUAUGCCCUGGGAAUCCCUUCGCCUAAAUUACAGGUCCCCAGCAAGUUCAAACCAACCAGGGAUGAUCGUGGCUGGGUUAUAAACCCCGUGGGGCCCAACCCCUGGUGGACCACCAUCAUCACCUUCAUCCCCGCCCUGCUCUGCACCAUCCUCAUUUUCAUGGACCAGCAGAUCACAGCCGUCAUCAUCAACAGGAAGGAGCACAAAUUGAAGAAAGGCUGUGGCUACCACCUGGACCUGUUUGUGGUGGGGGUGAUGCUGGGAGUGUGCUCGGUGAUGGGCCUGCCGUGGUUCGUGGCAGCCACCGUGCUCUCCAUCUCCCACGUCAACAGCCUGAAGCUGGAGUCAGAGUGCUCAGCCCCCGGAGAGCAGCCCAAGUUCCUGGGCAUCCGAGAGCAGCGCUUCACCGGCCUCAUGAUCUUCACCCUGAUGGGCUGCUCCGUCUUCAUGACCUCCGUGCUAAAGUUUAUCCCCAUGCCUGUGCUGUACGGAGUCUUUCUGUACAUGGGAGCCUCCUCUCUCCGAGGUAUCCAGUUCUUUGACCGGCUGAAGCUGUUCGGCAUGCCGGCCAAACAUCAGCCAGACUUCAUCUACCUUCGCCACGUCCCUCUGAGGAAGGUGCACCUCUUCACCAUCAUCCAGCUCAGCUGCUUGGUCCUGCUGUGGGUCAUCAAGACCUCCAAGGCUGCCAUUGUCUUCCCCAUGAUGGUCUUGGCCCUGGUGUUUAUUCGUAAGCUGCUCGACUUCAUCUUCAGCAAGAGAGAGCUGAGCUGGCUGGAUGACCUGAUGCCAGAGUGGAAGAAGAAGAAGCUGGAGGAUGCAGCACAAGAGGAGGAACACAGUAUUAUUGCAGAGGAGGAAGGCAUUGUACAAGUGCCACUGGAGGGUCACUACAAGAGUGACCCGGCCACAGUGAACAUCACUGAUGAGAUGUCCAAAGGAUCUUUUGGGAAUGUAUGGAAGAGCGUCAGCCCUGCUGAGAGCACUAAGAAGGAACCAAGUGUUAAAAGCUCCCCCUCCUAACCUCUCAGAAGCUGAAAUCCCAAAGUUGUUCCAGUGGUGGAGAAAAGCGACACAAGCGGCGGAGGCAUGAGAAGAGCUUGGACAGGGAGACAAGUUUGUGAUGACACAUACUGGCGGUGCCACUGUGCUGUCAAUCAGUUGAUCAAAAAACAAAAAAUCUAUACCGUGCCACACUCAACCACCUUUGUACUGUGCUACACUGUGUUUUUUUGUCAUGUAAGUCUGUGUGCAAGUUGUGUAAAACAAAGAAAAAUUUGUUAGAAACAGUAUUAACGCGAGGAGCCGAGACACAUUCGUGUUCUUUUUCUAUGUAUAUCAAUGUUUGGUGAUACCAGCAACAGAAGGAAGCCAGAAUUAUAUGACACUUAGAGUAACUGUUGUGUCGAUGGGCCAAUUACGUAAAAAUUUUAAACAAUUUUUAAAUCUACUUUAUUUGUAUUUUGUAUGUUUUUAUAUUUUUCCAACAACAACUGCAAGUUGUCCUUUUAAAAACCUGCCACAGCAAACCACAAAUGUGUGGAUUUUGUGUGCAGUAUUUAACGUCACUAUUGACUUGAUGCACCUCACAAUAGAAUAACUAAAGAGUAGAUAUUUGCCAAUACUAAUCUAUUUCAGUGGUAUCUAAGAGUUGGCUAUAUAGCGAAUCUAGUACAUUUUUUUGAGAGUAUUAAAUAUACAUUUUAUAUAUUCUGUAUAUCUAAAUGUUUUUGUGACAGUGACAGCUCAUAUCACUCCAGAGUCUUCUCCAUAGCUAUUUUACAUGAAUGUCUCUCCUCCAGUAAAGCAUUUCCUCCGCCAGUUAAAGGUAAAGUUUUACAUUUUGGGAAGCAUGCUUAUUCACUUUCUUUCCAGGAGUUAGACGAGAGGAUUGAUGCCACUCUGCUAACGGCUAACUAAUAAACACUUUAUUUGUUUUAUCUGCACAAAAAGCAUAAAUGUAAAAGCAACACAUAGAGGUUUUAUGAUUUCUUGGCUCCUUGGCACAGCUCCAUAUUUCCAGCACAGACACAAGAAACUUUUCAUCUAACUCUUAGAAAGAAAGCAGUUAAGCACAAUUUCUCAAAAUGUCAAACUAUUUCUUUAAGGACAGUAUUUUUUGGGGGAGCAGCUUAUUGGACAUGACAUUUGCGAGCUAGCAUGGCAGCAUAGUUUGGGAACUUUCAGUAUCUCUAGCUACUUGGCCUUGGCUUUUUAAAAACUCAUCCAAUUAGCAAACUUUAGGGUGACUGUACAGAAAGCUCUGUGUUUUCCACCUGCAUACUCUUUGUCAUCUUGUCAGUAAGUGUCAUCCAUGGACAUGUGAUCUCCUCUCCAAAUGACCCUCAGUGUGUUAGCAUCUGAAGCUAAUUGUUUUGUUUUUUUUAAAAAAGAAAACACCUGCAUGAUGGUGAAACAGACUUGACUGUCUCGCUGCAGGACCAUGGUUACUUCUAGAGAUGCAAUAAUACCUUUUUUCUGGGAAGGGCAACAUGUAAUAAAUGGUAAAGAGUCUUAACAAUGUAUAAUACAUAGUAUAUUUUAUUCAUGUAAAAUGUUACUAAUAUAUUACUAACAUGACGUCAGUGUUGAAGGCAGGAUUUUCUUGUAGAUGUUCUUUUCCCAUUGUCUAAUUGAUGGUUCUUAGUUGAUUAGAGAAACUAAUAAUGGGUCAAAAUUAUAUCAAUAUCAAAAGUUUUGACCACUUUUGUGUGGAAUUCUGCCUUAAAUUUGGUAGUGAUAGCUGUACACUUUCUGUUUAAUAAUUUAAGUCAUCUGUAUAGAAAACUACAGAUCUGUUGUUCAAUUGUGAUUUGUUUCAUGAGAAUGAGAGAGAGUGAGUGAGAGCAUAAAUAAAGAUAUUAAACAAACCUCUGAAAUGA
Messenger RNA from Lates calcarifer (barramundi perch), 5408 nucleotides. Its product is annotated as sodium-driven chloride bicarbonate exchanger. NCBI's taxonomy places the organism in Eukaryota, Metazoa, Chordata, Actinopteri, Centropomidae. Gene Ontology annotation, cellular component: basolateral plasma membrane; plasma membrane. The transcript has 27 exons. The coding region runs from base 262 to 3549 and encodes 1095 amino acids. Gene Ontology annotation, molecular function: sodium:bicarbonate symporter activity; solute:inorganic anion antiporter activity; monoatomic anion transmembrane transporter activity. The record is from RefSeq and is a predicted model, not a curated record. Gene Ontology annotation, biological process: transmembrane transport; regulation of intracellular pH; bicarbonate transport.